Molecule: messenger RNA, 957 nt
Organism: Symbiodinium sp. CCMP2592
Lineage: Eukaryota; Dinophyceae; Suessiales; Symbiodiniaceae
Source: the annotation of a GenBank genome assembly
AUGUUGUGUGCCGAACCGCAGCAGGUCUGUCCAAGACGCUUCGGGCUCAACUAUGACCCGCCAGCGAUCAUUCUGGAGUACCUGGAGGUCAAAACCGGCAAGCUAUUCCACCGCAAGGUCGCGCUCAAAAGGCUACGGGCCUCGGCGGACCCAGCAAGAGUGGCAGAAAAGUUGCGCCAGAAGAACCGGCCGCUGCUUACUGAGGACAGCGGUGUCUGCUUUGAUCAGAUCGUUUCCCUCGCCGCUGCCCGAGAGAAUCCUGCUGUGCUAGGCGCUUGUGCUGAAUCUGACAUCGCUUGCAUGCCUGCAGAAUCUGCAGAGGUCAAGCAUCUGAUGACGCGGCAACGCGGCAUGCUCAGCUGCGUAGACGAACAUUCGAGGGCUUUGCUGCAACGCCAAGUCCCGCAGAAUGCUCAAGAUGAUGGGGCACUGCCAAUGGCUCUCAUUCGGGUGACCUUCGGAGAUGGCUUCGAGCGUGGGGAAAAUGAGCCCUGCAGCAGCUUCGAUCGGCUCAUACCGGACACCGUGGAGCUUGGGGAGCUCAAGUCCGAUUCGGCUCUCGAUGCGAUUGCUUUGUGCCUUGGCUUUCUUAGAGUUGGCCGCGCCUUUCGCCGUGCGUGGCAGCUGCUGGAAGCAGAGCUUCGGCAGGCGCAGCCGGCCGCCGCUCGGCUACCUGAGAUGCUGGCGAAGGGCUCCAAGCUGAGAGAGGUCGUUCAGACGAUGAUGCAUGACUCUGGCUAUGCAGGCGUCGAUGCUCAGAAUCUGGCCGUCUUUGCCGUCUGGCCGACCUGCCCGUCCUGCGAUGAAGCCGCCGCGAUGACCUUUGGCCGUGAUGUUAGCAGCUUGAUCCAGUUUGGUGGACCCUGCAGUUUGGAGGACUCCGGCGGCCGGGUGAUCUAUCAGCUCGGGGGCAAAGCCCAAUGUGGCAACUGCUGGUUGAAGCAGCAGAGCAGCUGA